GCCUCAGCUCCUAACACAAACCCACGCAGUGCUUAGCGACCGAGCGAGCCAGCAAUGUCGCCUGCGCGGCCUCCUCCGUCCUCACCUCGCCUCCGCGCCUUCCCCCGCGACGGAGUCCUCCCCUCCUUCGAUGCCGGUCGAUUCCCCAGUAUCCCUGGACGGCUUAGUCUCCGCUCCUGCGCCCGCGCCGGCCGCGUCUACUGCCUCUUCUCCGGCGGUGAUAGCCGCAAGAAACAGGAUGAAGCUAGAAAAGCACUGGAAAAUGCCCUGGGGAAGAAGAAGGCUGAGUUUGACAAAUGGGGUGUGGAAAUUGAAAGGAGGAGGCAAAGGGGCCAGCCUGGAGGUCCUGCUGCUGGUGGUGGAGGAUGGUCAGGAGGAGGUAGGUGGUUUAGGCGGCUUACGGGUGGAGGUUUCUGGGAUGCAGCAAAACAAAUUGUUUUUACAAUCUUUGGCAUUAUCGGAGCGUUUUUCCUGAUUGCAAACUUCAAUGUACUGGUGGCUGCUGUUAUCAAUUUGUUGCUGCUUGUGCUGCGGCAAAUACGGCGCAUACUCUCCUUCAUAGCUCUCUGUGUUUCCCAGGGUGCAUUGGUUGAAAAGUCUGGACCAAAGUCAAGUACCCUUGGAAGUAGCAAUGUGGCUGGAGUGCCUGUGAAAGAAAGAGCUGGAAUGUCUGUGAAAGAAAAAGCUGGAAUGUCUGCGAAAGAAAGAGCUGGAAUGUCUGCGAAAGAAAGAGUCAUUAGGAAAUGGGGAAUGGACUGAAGUAGAGCACAGUUAUAUCUUGUGAGCUACUCUGACAACAAUUUCUAUGAAAAUAUGACCUUUUAAAUGAAGGUAACUGAACAUUUUGAAAGAACUUUUAGGGUGAAUCUAAUAAGAUUUAUCUUACAUUGUCAAUAUAUGUUACACUCUUCAUGUAGGCGGACCCAGCUUGCCUUGGGGGUGUCUAGUUAUGCCUUGCCAUGUAGGUGUCACCUAACUAGUUCGCCUUGGGUCAGCUAGUCACCUUUUUUUUCUUGAACAACACAUGAGAACCACGUGUCAUUUCAUUAAGGUAGAAAAAUAUCAAACGGGUCUAACAGACCCAACUCACACACCCCACACCCUGGACACUAUGUCACAGAUUUGUCACAGAAAGAACACAAAUGGCCAAAUGCCUCCAAGCUUUAAGCUCCAGCAGGUAGCAUUUAUAUGUUGCCUUUGAAACCAUGAUGCAAGUUUUUAUAUGUCGAUGAUGGUCAAAGUUGGAAAAGUUUGACCGAAAGGAUUCCUAAAGCAUAUAUUUAAAUCAGACGGAGUAGUCUUGUCCAGAAUUUUACUGACAUUGUACUGAUGAUGUUUGCCAAAUUGAGAUGAAGACCGCAGCAGCUCAGUUGUUCAAAGUUCUGAUUAAGUGAUUCGUGUUUGUGAAUUGUAACUUGGUCAUUUUGCAGUUAUGAUCGAUUUGAUCUCUGAACAUGUGUGUGUUCUGUAAGCUCUACGCACUGUAACCCUGGCUCUUUCAAAGCCAAAUAUUUACCCUUUAUUUUCUGAGUUCUGGGCCAUCCAUAAUCGUCA
Messenger RNA from Sorghum bicolor (sorghum), 1554 nucleotides. RefSeq lists its product as uncharacterized. The coding region runs from base 55 to 759 and encodes 234 amino acids. NCBI's taxonomy places the organism in Eukaryota, Viridiplantae, Streptophyta, Magnoliopsida, Poales, Poaceae. The transcript is spliced from 3 exons. The record is from RefSeq and is a predicted model, not a curated record.